Messenger RNA from Peromyscus leucopus (white-footed mouse), 298 nucleotides. Its product is annotated as 60S ribosomal protein L37-like. Gene Ontology annotation, molecular function: structural constituent of ribosome; RNA binding. NCBI's taxonomy places the organism in Eukaryota, Metazoa, Chordata, Mammalia, Rodentia, Cricetidae. Gene Ontology annotation, biological process: translation. The record is from RefSeq and is a predicted model, not a curated record. Gene Ontology annotation, cellular component: ribosome; cytosolic large ribosomal subunit.
AUGACGAAAGGAACGUCAUCCUUUGGAAAGCGUCGCAAGAAGACGCACACGCUGUGCCGCCGCUGUGGCUCUAAGGCCUACCACCUUCAGAAGUCGACCUGUGGCAAGUGUGAUUACCAGGCUAAGAGACGAAACACUACCGCUGGGCGGAUGGGGCACCUGAAAAUUGUCUAUCGAAGAUUCAGACAUGGAUUCCGUGAAGGGACAACACCGAAACCCAAGAGGGCAGCUGUUGCAGCAUCCAGUUCAUCUUGAGGAAUUUCAGUCAGUCAUAAAAUAAAUGUUCUGGUUUCAAAAG